AUGGGACAUUGUUCAUCAAAAGCUAAGAUGGUUCGGCCUCAAAGCUCAACUUUAAAUCCAGUAAGAUUAUCAGCCAAAAUCAAGCACGUGCUCACAAAAUGUAAUAAUUAUCCAGUCACUAAAGAUGAAUUAAAUGUUUUAAGAGAACUUUUUUAUGACCUCUCAAGAAGAACUGACACAACAGACUGCAUCGAUAAAAGCACUUUUCUCCAGUUUUUCCCACUCCCUGUAUGUGCUAUUUAGGGGCUUUUAGGUGAAAGGCUAUUUCGCAUGUUUGACACUUCAGGUUCUGGAUUAAUUGAUUUUGACGGGUUUUUAUUAGGACUUGCUGCUUUCAGUAUGGUGAAUCAUAAAUCCCAUUCCCCCGCCAUCACCAAACUACCUAGUAGUCUUGAUAAUAAGAAAUAUAAGAGAUAUUGCAGCAUAGUAAAAAUCUUUAGACUAAUAAAUAAAGGAGUUAAUAAAGGAAUACGCUGAAUAUCGCUUAAUUAUCGCAUUUUAAGCAUGAAUCCAGUUGAAUUCUGCUUUGAAAUGGAUAGACAUAAAUAAAUCAAUUCAAGUAUAAUUAUGUAUCAUAGACAUAUGCAAUAUCUAGCAUCGAUUUUACUAAAUUAAUUCGUUUUAACAAAUUUAAUAUCUUAAAUAGCUUACUUUAAAAAUAAAAGCAUGAUAUCUUAUUUAAAUUCAAUAAAUAUGCUAUAAAUUGCGUUUUUUUAAUAGCUUAAAAGCGAAAAUACUUAAAUAUCUCUUAUAUAUCUUAUUAUCAAGACUAGGUAGUUUGGCAUCGAGGGUGGGGGGUUUAUGCCAAACCAUCAGUAAAGGAACUCUUGAGGAAAAAUACAAAAUCAUUUUCAACCUAUACGAUUUAAAUGAAGAUGGAAUAAUUGACAAAUCUGAGCUUGUUACAAUGGUAAUUUUAAAUUAGAUACACAAUUCUUUUAAAGAAACCGUCACUUCGCUCCCAGUUCCAGAAAACAAGGAAACCGCAGCGAAAACUGAAGAUUUAUAUAUAAAUAUAAGGAAAACUUCAAAUCGGUCGACUACUAGAAAACUUUCUUCUUUUAGGCAGAAUAGCACUUCCUGCAGCCUUGAGCCUGAAACGUACUCAGCAAGAGUUCAUGGGAUCGCAAAAACUAUUUUGGAGCAGUUCGGGGAUAAAAAUGCGCUGAAUUUCGAAGAUUUUAAACAGUUUCUUGCAAGGAAGCCAAUUAUUUUCGAAACUUUUUCGUCAGCUUUUAAAGAAGAUGUCUGGUUCGGAAUCCGCUGUGACGAUAGGUUUCCUUCAACAGUAAAACGUGGCAGCAAAAACCACAGGACAAUGAUGGGCCCUUCUUCAUCACUUUCUUUUGACGAAGAUAUAAAAAUGCUUGCUUUACAAACCCAAGGGGCUUCUGAGAUGUCAGGAAUUGUCUAUAAAAAAGCCAAAGGUUCUGACACUUUAGAAAAAAAAUUCGCUACUUUAAAGAAAAGUUUAUUAAUGAUAAACGACUGUGCUGACGACAAAAUGCCAGCUGGGGUCGUCUUUAUGGAAGGCUGCUAUGUAGACAUUAUUGGUGAUUUUUUCUUGACAAAUAAAUUCGGCAUCACUUUAUCGCACCAAAAUAACUCUUAUAAAGAGGUCAAUUUGUGGUGCGAUUCCAGAAAAGAAAGGGACGAAUGGGUAAGAAAAUUGGAAGAAGCCGCCAAAACCAGGAAGUUUAAAGAAUACUAUGAGCUAGGCGAAAGGAUAGGGAAUGGGAAAUUCUCUGAGGUAAAUAUAUGUACCGAACACAGCACUGGGAAAAGAUGGGCUGUAAAAAUUGUCAAUAAAACUAAGCUGAAUAACCAGGAAAAAGAUAUGCUGAGGAGCGAGAUCGCCAUUAUGAGGCUUUUAGACCACCCAGGAGUAAUAAACCUUAAAGAGGUUUUUGAUACCAAAAAACAUAUGCUGAUUGUUAUGGAAUUGGUCACAGGUGGAGAGCUUUUUCAAAGAAUCGUCCAAAAAAAGCUGUUUUCUGAGUAUGCAGCAAGCCAAAUCAUAAGGCAGCUAUUAGAAGUGGUCAGCUAUUUGCAUGAUGUGGGGAUUAUUCAUAGAGAUAUUAAGCCAGAAAAUAUUUUACUAGCUGACGACUCAGAUAUUCCAAGGAUAAAACUCGCUGAUUUUGGACUGUCAAAAUUAGCAGGACCAGGAGACUUGCAAAGUCUGCCAUGUGGGACUUUAGGAUAUGCAGCUCCUGAAAUUUUGUCCCAGCAGCAAGGAGGCUACAACAAUAAAGUUGAUAUUUGAAGCGUAGGAGUUAUCGCCUACCUACUUCUUCAUGGGCGGCUUCCUUUUGACCAUAAAGAAAAGCAAGUCUUAAUUGAACUUACCCUUAAAGGCGGCUUAAAUUAUGAUGACCAACAUUGGCGGCACUUUACACCUUAUGCAAGUGAUUUUAUCAGAAGAGUGCUCAAUAAAAACCCUUCAGAAAGACUGUCAGCAGCCUCUGCAAUCCAGCAUAAUUGGAUAAAAAACGCAGACGUAAUGAUCCCUAGAGCUAUACUAGCUUAUAAUGAGUAGCCUAAUAAAGGUUUUUUUUUGGCUGACAGGUAUAUAUUCCAAAAUAAGAACCUAGGCUAUUAAUCAUAAAAAUGCAUAUAAACAAAGAAAAAAUGGAAGAAGUCCUAAUAGCCCGAGGCGUCACUUCUACACAAUUCGGCCCAGUCCAAUACAAAGAAAAAAUGGAGUCAGAAAACGAUAACAGCACUGACCAAAUCUAUGACCCGACCGUGGUGCAAAGUUUGCCUGACAUUUUUGUGGACAUUUCUGACAGUAAGAAAUAUUUAGUGCAGAGAAAAUACGUAGAAAACAAUAUGAACGGCAGGAUAUUAUAG
This is a messenger RNA of Blepharisma stoltei, 2853 nucleotides long. Lineage: Eukaryota; Ciliophora; Heterotrichea; Heterotrichida; Blepharismidae. The record is from the annotation of a GenBank genome assembly.